AUGGCCGCCAACAUCAAGGAAGCACAGCCUACAGUUACCUCAACUUCGCUGAAGAAAGGCAGUGUUGACGAUGCAUGGUCAUUCCUCCACAAGCACAACAACGACGAUUUGACAUCGAACAUCGUGGAUAUCAAAGCGUUGCGUCGAAAAGUGGACUGGCGUAUCGUGCCGCUGAUGUUCGGUUGCUACACCAUGCAGUUCCUCGACAAGGUCAUACUCAACUACGCAGCUGUCAUGGGCAUCCAAAAGGACCUCCGUCUUGUAGGCAAUGACUUCUCGAACAUUGCAACGUUCCUCUUCGUUGGUCUACUUUGCUUCGAAGCCCCAAACAUCUACUUCCUCCAGAUGGUUCCUGCCGCCAAAUGGCUCGGCGUCAAUGUCGUCCUCUGGGGCGUUGCAACCGCCAGCGGUGCCGCAGCCACAUCUUACCGCACGCUCCUAGUCUCCCGCAUCUUCCUGGGUAUCUUCGAAGCCACCAUUGGUCCCUCCCUCCUCCUCAUCAGUUCGCAGUGGUACUCCAAAUCCGAGCAAGCGCCCCGCUUCUCAUUCUGGUACUGCGGCCUCGGUUUUGGACAAAUCAUCGGUGGCGCCAUUUCUUAUGGCUUUCAACACGUAGCACCUGGAGCUGAACUUGCUGGAUGGCGCGUCAUGUUCGUUGUGCUCGGGUGUAUGACCGUCGUCAUUGGACUACUGACGCUGUUGCUUGUGCCAGAUACGCCGAUGCAAGCACGCUGGCUCACUGACGCGGAGAAAGUCGCGCUGCUGAAGCACGUCAGCGUGAACCGGACUGGUAUUCAGAGCAGGACCUUUCAGCCUAAGCAGAUUUUGGAGGCAUUGACGGAUCCGCAGUUGUACUUGAUGGUUCUUGCUGUGAUCCUGCUGUCUGUAUCCAGCGGCGUCGUAACCACAUACUCAGCAACACUGAUCCGGAACCUAGGCUACAAGCCCAAGCAAGCCGCUCUGAUGAACAUGCCAUCAGGAGUCGUCAGCAUCUUCUUCACCAUCCUGGUCGGUGUCGGCAUACGAAAGCAGUCGAAUAGGUGGCUAUGGAUUAUCUGCUGCAUUAUCCCAGCCAUCCUCGGUGGAGCCCUAAUGUCCUUCCUUCCCGUCUCCAACCGGCGCGGCUGCCUUGCUGGCAUCUACCUCGUCAACGCCGUCGUCGCCCCCCUACCCGUCCUCUACGCCUGGACAGCAGCCAACAUCUCCGGAUCUACUAAACGCGCCUUCGCCGCCGCCAUCGUAUCCGGCUCCUUCAGCAUCGGUAACAUCAUCGGCCCGCAGACUUUUCAGGUGAGAGAUGCGCCGGAUUAUCGACCUGCGAAGCUGGCUGUUAUGGGUACGCAGGCGGGUUGUGCGUUGGUUACGGUGGUGUUAUAUGGGUAUUAUCGGUGGCAGAAUAAGAGGAGGGAUGCGAAGAGGGGCGAGGUGAGGACGGGGGAGGAGGAGUUUAUGAGGAAGGAAGUUUGGGGGACGGGGACGGAUCGGGAAGAUGGAGAAUUCAGGUAUUGCUAUUAG
Messenger RNA from Macroventuria anomochaeta, 1515 nucleotides. Its product is annotated as major facilitator superfamily transporter. Gene Ontology annotation, molecular function: transmembrane transporter activity. Gene Ontology annotation, biological process: transmembrane transport. The coding region runs from base 1 to 1515 and encodes 504 amino acids. Lineage: Eukaryota; Fungi; Ascomycota; Dothideomycetes; Pleosporales; Didymellaceae. Gene Ontology annotation, cellular component: membrane. The transcript has 5 exons. The record is from RefSeq and is a predicted model, not a curated record.